AGGUAUCAAGCUGCAAGGCUCGAAAACUUGCUCGAAGCGAUGCUGCGUCGCUGUAUGCCAUUAUUACCGAUUUGAUUUGAAUCAAUUUUGUCUACUACUUGUUAGCUAGUUUCAGCAUGUUGCGCUUGCUGCUGAGGCUGGGUUUGAGGUCAACUCUGCGGAGCUGUGCUGCUUCCUGUUCCACUCAUGGCAGCAACACCAUAACCAGAGCAUACUCCACAAGAAGUCUGAGACACCUCCAAGAGAGGGGACUGCUGUCUGAAAUAUUUCCAGAUGACGGCCGACUGCAGGACGUGCUGAACUCGUCAGAGCAGUGCUUCUACAGCGGCUUCGACCCCACGGCCGACUCCCUCCACGUGGGAAACCUGCUCGUUCUGGUGGCCCUGCUGCACUGCCAGAGGGCAGGACAUGAUGUCAUUGCUGUGAUAGGUGGCGCCACGGGUCAGAUCGGCGACCCCAGCGGCCGCCGGACUGAGCGCUCCGCGAUGGAGGCCGAGACCGUGGAAAAGAACGCGUCGGCCAUCGAGGAGAACUUGCGCCGCGUGUUCUCCAACCACGAGCGGUACUUUUGGCGAGAGCGUGGCGAAACGGACCCACUGCCGCCUCUGAGGGUAUUAAACAACAUGGAGUGGUACUCGCAGUAUUCGCUGGUGGAUUUUCUCGCCAUCAUCGGACGCAGGUUUCGGAUGUCUAACAUGUUGUCUCGGGCGUCGGUCCAGUCGCGCCUUCAGAGCCCUGACGGCAUGAGCUUCACCGAGUUCACCUACCAGGUGUUCCAGGCGUACGACUGGCUCUACCUGUGGCGGCGACACGGCUGCGCCUUCCAGGUGGGCGGCGCCGACCAGCGGGGUAACAUGGUCUCCGGCUACGAGCUGAUUACCGGCACCACAGACGAGGAGGUCGACGUGUUUGGUCUGUCGGUGCCCCUCAUCACGUCAGAGGAGGGCGCCAAGCUGGGAAAGUCGGCCGGUAACACGGUCUGGCUGGACCCGCAGCGCACCUCGCCGUUCGACCUGUACCAGUACUUUGUGCGCCGGCCGGACGGCGAGGUGGAGCGGCUGCUGCUGCUGUUUACGUUCUACCCGCCCGCCCAGGUGGCGGCCAUCAUGGAAAAACACCACGAGAAGCCUGAGUCUCGUCACGCGCAGAAAAAGCUGGCUGAGAGUGUCACCACUUUAGUACACGGGGAGGAGGGGCUGCGCUCGGCCAAGCGCGUCACCAACGCCAUCUAUUCACGGGAUCCGGAAGCUCUAGUGUCGCUGGCGGACGCUGAGCUGCGCUCCAUGUUUCGCCACUCGCCGGUCACCGAUCUAUCUCUGCGGUCGGGAAUGACCACACUGGACCUGGCGAUGGCUGCAAAGUGCUUUAGGACGGAAGCGGACGCGGCGCGAAUUAUAAGUGCGGGCGGCUUCCACAUCAACCAGCGCCGAGUCACGUCCACCGAGGAGGUGGUGACGGCCGAUAGUCACGUGCUGCCCAGCGGCCUAACGCUGCUGAGAGUCGGAAAGAAGAACUACUAUAUCGUCAAAUGGGUGUAAAGAACUGAGGACAAUACUAAGAAGAGUCACCGCUCGUGUAUCGGAUAACGCCACGGUGUUUCGCAUUAUCGUAAUACGGAGGGCAGUUUGUUGAUCUCGAUAUGAAGCCGCUGUCCUCAGAAAGGCCAUGAAAUGCUCCGAGGAAUGUGUACUUACUGUUUUUAUCAACAGUUACAGCAUGUUUUGUACGUGUGUGUGUCUGUGAUUGUGCGGACUUGCUGAAAUGCAAUCGGUGACUUCUA
This is a messenger RNA of Amphibalanus amphitrite, 1780 nucleotides long. RefSeq names its product tyrosine--tRNA ligase, mitochondrial-like. Gene Ontology annotation, biological process: tyrosyl-tRNA aminoacylation. Lineage: Eukaryota; Metazoa; Arthropoda; Thecostraca; Balanomorpha; Balanidae. The coding region runs from base 117 to 1538 and encodes 473 amino acids. Gene Ontology annotation, cellular component: mitochondrion; cytosol. Gene Ontology annotation, molecular function: ATP binding; tyrosine-tRNA ligase activity; RNA binding. The record is from RefSeq and is a predicted model, not a curated record. The transcript has 11 exons.